AUGUCUCACUCGAGUUCCGCUUCAGAGGGCGAGCUCCCCGACACCCGACACAAGGCAAACACAGUCAACUCGCGCAACGAAUCUGCGAUUAACGGCUCAAACAGGUCCUUUGGACUAGAUGGUGCUCAUGAGAAAUACCGCGCCCGGAGUCGUUCUCCUUCGCCAUAUCGCCGUAAGCGAACCCCGUCACGAUCGCCUUCGCCAUUUCGGAAGAACCGUGCAGCCGACCGCUCGCCAUCGCCAUAUCGACGGAGCCGAGCCGAACAGAGUGGCAGUGAUACCCGGGGCUACAAGCGCAAGGCUUCUCCGCCACGCGGUCGUCCCGACAAGCGUUACCAUGCUGAUCGUAGCAGACACGGUGAGCCUCGACGGGCUACAGGCCAGCCUCCAGUAGCGUUUGCAAGAGAGCGCAAAGACGUCAUAGAUAGAUCGCAUGCGAAGCCAAUCUCAUAUGCCGAGGUUGAGAACCCUAACCCAGUCCCCAACUUCCGCGAAGCACUCCCCAUAGAGAACCAUCGUCAGAGCCCACGAGACAAAGACCAGGAGCAAACCAAGACUCGCAGGCCAAAUGAACAGGAGCAGCAGAAACCGUCCGAGAGCGCGAAGAUAUCGGUUGCACAGGCUAGCGUAUCUGAAGAUGUUGAAAUGAAAAUGGAUGAUGAUACCACUGAUUUCACCCCAGCCCCUGUCCAAGACAAAGUACCUACCCAGGAAUCGCGCGAGGAGAAGCGCCGUCGUUGGGCUGCCAUACGUGCUGCUACUGAGCAACAAAAGAGCAAAGAGAACCUCUUGCAACAAGCCAUUCUCACUAAUGCUUCAGAAGCGAAUACGCCUAACAACGCUUCGCCAGCAGCAUUUGCAGAUAGUCCCAUAUCUCCUUUUGCAUCACCCCGGAAUGGCGACUUUGAAUCUGCACCAGCAUCACCUGACGUUAUGGUGAUUGACAAGCAGGGAGAAUUCAGCGAGGGAAACAGCCCGGCGGCAGCGAGUCCAUCGGCAGCAGAUUAUGACCCUAUGCAGGACAUGUUGGACGACCGGAAUCGAGCAGCGCAGAAGAACCAAAAUGCCGAAGUCUCUUCGGAUGCAUAUCGUGAGACCGACCCGAAGAAUCUUUCGACUUUGCCGGCUGAGAAGGUGGCGCCUGUCAAGAAACAAAAGAAGGAAUUCGACAUGUUUGCGUCUGAUGAUGAUGAGGACGAAGACGAAGAUGUGGAAACUGAGGCAAAUGUUGCUGCGAAAGGAACCGUUCUCGAUGAAAAGUUACUGGACAACUGGGACGAUCCUGAGGGAUAUUACAAGCUGAUCAGUAAUGAGUUGGUAGAUGGUGGACGUUAUCGAGUGAUCAAGGGUCUUGGCCGUGGUGUGUUUGCCAAUGUCGCACAAGCGGAAGAGGUGGGAACAGAUAAUGGAGACGCCAGUCCAAGGAUUGUCGCCAUCAAGAUGAUUCGACGCAACGACUUGAUGCGGAGAGCCAGUCAAAAGGAAAUGGACUUUUUGCGCAAAGUCAACGAAGCAGAUCCUCAGGACAAACGCCAUAUCAUUCGGUUGUUGGGUUCGUUUGAUCAUAAGGGUCAUUUGUGCAUAGUCUUCGAGCACAUGUCGAAGAAUUUGCGAGAUUUGCUGAAAGAGGAGACCAACGGUCAUGGUCUGACACUCCCCGCGGUGCGGAUAUAUGCACGCCAGAUGUUCCUUGGUCUUCAGCACUUGCAGAAUUGUCAAGUCAUUCACCUUGAUCUGAAACCUGAUAACGUUUUGGUCUCUGCUGACAAGAAGACGAUCAAGCUUGCCGAUUUUGGUACCGCCGUGGACAAGCGAGACGUCAUUGAACGCACAGAGUACCUUGUCAGUCGAUUCUACCGUGCACCCGAGAUUAUACUUGGCAUGGACGUAGGAUACCCCGUUGAUAUGUGGGCUGUAGGCUGCACAGUGUACGAACUCUGGACCGGCAAGAUUCUCUUCACCGGGCGAUCCAACAACCAAAUGAUCAAGUCAUUCAUGGACUGCUUGGGAUGGCCAAGCGAGAAGCUACUCAAGAAAGGUCUCGUCAACAACGUUCUCGACAACUUCGAACUCGGGCCACCCCUGAAGUUCAUCAGCCGCGAAGUCGACCAAUUCAACAAGUUCUCCAUCCGCAAAAUUGAACAACAAAAGAAGAUCCCCCGCGACAUGAAAACCCGCGUCCACGACGCCGCCCGCAACAUCUCAAACGGCGGCCCCACAGCCGCAGAGCUGAAUGAUCUAGCUGACCUGCUAAGCGCAACCUUGCACAUGAACGUGGAAAAGCGUCUCACGCCCAAGGAAGCGCUGGCGCACAAAUUCUUCGCCAGUAAGACGGCUGCCCCGGCUAAACCUCCUGUCCCGAGCAAAUCGGCAGUGGUCAAGCCGCCCAUGAUGAAGCGUGGUACCCCGGUUAACUCGUCGGGUAUUCGGAGGUGA
Bipolaris victoriae FI3 is the source of this 2436-nucleotide messenger RNA. RefSeq lists its product as hypothetical. Gene Ontology annotation, biological process: peptidyl-serine phosphorylation; peptidyl-threonine phosphorylation. NCBI's taxonomy places the organism in Eukaryota, Fungi, Ascomycota, Dothideomycetes, Pleosporales, Pleosporaceae. Gene Ontology annotation, molecular function: ATP binding; protein serine/threonine kinase activity. The coding region runs from base 1 to 2436 and encodes 811 amino acids. The record is from RefSeq and is a predicted model, not a curated record. The transcript is spliced from 3 exons.